This is a messenger RNA of Choloepus didactylus (southern two-toed sloth), 2284 nucleotides long. It is a transcript of the gene PRXL2C, whose product is annotated as peroxiredoxin like 2C. The record is from RefSeq and is a predicted model, not a curated record. NCBI's taxonomy places the organism in Eukaryota, Metazoa, Chordata, Mammalia, Pilosa, Megalonychidae. Bases 197 to 871 code for a protein of 224 amino acids. The transcript is spliced from 6 exons.
UGGGACCCCAUGAGCCGCCCUGUACGACUCUCUCCCGUGCGCCCCGCCCCCGGGGCCCCGUGCCGUCCCCUGCGCCCGCCUCCCGCCGCUCCAACCCGAACGCCCCGCCCGCCAGCCAUACCGGAAUCCCGGUCUUCCUAGUGCGCCCCUCCUGGUCACGCCCGGCGCGGACCCGGGCCCUCGGACGCAGGGCGCGAUGGCUGCCCCGGCCCCAGUCACACGGCAGGUCAGCGGCCGCGCAGCCCCAGCCCCGACCGGCUCGGAGCACGGGGAGCCCCUGGCUGCAGCGCUGGCCGAGCUGCCUGUGCUGGACGCCUCCGGGAAGCGGGUGCCGUUCGGCGCGCUGUUCCUGGAGCGCCGGGCCGUGGUGGUCUUCGUGCGGCAUUUCCUGUGUUACAUCUGCAAGGAAUACGUAGAAGAUCUGGCCAAAAUCCCCAAGAGUUUUUUGCAAGAAGCAAAUGUCACCCUUAUAGUGAUUGGACAGUCGUCCUACCAUCAUAUUGAGCCUUUCUGCAAAUUGACUGGGUAUUCUCAUGAAAUCUAUGUUGAUCCUGAGAGAGAAAUUUAUAAAAGAUUGGGAAUGAAAAGAGGUGAAGAAAUUGCCUCCUCAGGACAGAGCCCCCAUGUAAAGUCAAAUACACUCUCAGGAAGCAUUCAGAGCCUGUGGCGGGCAGUGACUGGCCCUCUGUUUGAUUUUCAAGGAGACCCAGCUCAGCAGGGUGGAACCCUCGUCUUAGGUCCAGGUAAUAACGUUCACUUCAUACACCGCGACAGGAACAGAUUGGAUCACAAACCCAUCAACUCCGUCCUGCAGCUUGUUGGAGUUCAGCAUGUGAACUUUACCAGCAGACCUUCAGUUAUCCAUGUGUGACUCGGCACAGAAUUUCUGCCUUUCAGUUGGAUCCUGGAGAAGAGGACCUUAAAUAUUUGGGAUAUGGUUUCCUAGUCUCACUUGCUGACCCUUCCAGUCUCCCAGGAGUUACAAAAACAUAUGGAGAUAAUGUGACAAUUGAACUGCAUGUUGAGAGGCUGUGGAAAUGCAAAAUACCAGAAAUGGAUUGGCUUUAUCAAUGGGGGUUUAUCGGUUACAAAUUUACAGUUCUGAGGCCAUGAAAAUGUCCCAAUUAAGGCAUCAAUAGGACGAUAUCUUUUCAGAAAAAAGGCUGCUGGCCUCUGGGGUUCCUCUGCCACAUGGGAAGGCACAGGCUGUAAAGCUAUAUAAAGCUAUAAAAUUAAAAAUACCAUUCUUAACAUUGGUUUAUGUUACGAUAUAUCCAUUCAAUAGAAAAGUAUUUUUUUGCUGUUAAAUUCAUAAAUUUCUAUAAAGACUAUUAAGGGCAAGGGAAAGUGAUAUUAAAGACCAUUUUAUUCAGUGAAAAAGCAGGAUAUAAAAUUGUAAAAACAAUAUAAUCCCAUUUUAUAUGUAUAUGUUUAUAUUUUUUAUGCUUAGGGAAAAAAACAGGAAAUAAACAUACCAGAAUAUUGCCAGUAAGGUGUCUCUACUUGGUAGCAUUAUGAGGUUUUUAUUUUCUUCUCCAUACAUUUCUGUAUUUUCCAGUUGCUCUAUAAUAAGCAUAACUAAUUUUUUAGGCCAGGAAAAGAUUGUUAAAAUUAUAUGAAGAACAUAUUCCUAUAUAACAAGCUCCUCAAAGUUGCAAAUUAUAUAGGCCACUGUCCACAUGUUUUCAUCCUGAUUGCUUUUUGAGGAAAAGAUGUGGCAAAUGGAAUACCUUUCUACUAGCCCGUGUUGAAAGCAUCUCUCUUGUCACCACCCACCCACUAUCGAUUUCACUAGAAUUUUUUUUUUUUUUUUUGGUGAAAGGGAAAAAAUAUUUGCAUUAGGUACUUAAGAUAUAUAUUUAAAAUAUGAUCGGUGUACUUUUUGAAAGGAAAUUUAAAAAUGUGUUUAAACUAGAAAAGCUUUUUAACUUGAAUGUACACUGUGGUUUGGGUGUACCUUGCUAGACAGCUGCUAUGUCACCUCCAAAUUGCAUUUAUUUAGAGGAUUAUUGUCAUCAAUUAUCUUUCUAGAAUCUUAAUAUGUUUUAAUGUCGGAUGUGUCCCAGCAGUUCUGAUGAAAAGUACAGCAAAAUGAAAAUAUCGGUAAUUGUUAACACUUAUGGCACUGCUUUGAACUUAUACUUUUAUAUACAGCCUAUGCAGUCAUACAGAAAAUAUAUAUGUGAUGUCUCCAAAUAUAUGAAUGUUGUUUUCACAUGUAUGUACACGGACAAUUAUGCUUUUAAUCAAUAAAAGUGUAAUUUCUCAUAAAAUUUACAAUUAA